AACACUUGUGUUUCUCUUUCACUCUCAUCUGAUCUGAAAUGUCUUUCCAUCACACCAAGAAAGUGCUGCAGCGGCCGCAUCCGAGUUCAGUUUCUGGUUCGACUAGUUGGGAUUUGUGAAAAUCUUGGUGUAAAAAAAUACUUUUUAGGCAUAAUUUGGAAAAACCUUCCAGCUGCAGGCAGCUGCCUUGGCCGUUCCAGAACUAUGUCAUCUCUACUUUCCCACAAGAAAGAUCAGGAACAUCUGAGAAAGUCGCUCUCUGAUUCUUGUCCAGCAUCAUCUGCUGCCAGUUCCAGGAGCUCGAGGCAUGAAAGACUGCUGAGAUUGGGCUCAUCUGGGUCAUCCGGCACCUUCACCGACCCGUCAACAAAUCAUGCCGAGUCCUACUUCCUACAGAGGGAGAACAGACUGUCUGCAAAGAAAAGGGCAGAAGAGGAGAAGUUGAACAGUGACUAUAAAAAGAUGUAUGAGAAGGCAGUAGCCACUAAUCAAAGGCUCAAGUCUCGACUGGAAACAAGUAAACAGGAGCUCUCUGAAAUCCUGGACCAGCUGCAAAGAACUCAGAACGGGAAGCCAGAUGAUGGUUCCUACAUGCUUGAAGCAGAAAAAAAGGGGAGUUGGAGCCUUAAAAAGAAGAUAUCAGAUAUGGAAGAUCAAUUAAAGGUUAAAGCUGAGUUAAAGCUGGAGAACCAGAGACUGAAGGAUGAGAAUGGAGCUUUAAUUCGAGUCAUCACAAAGCUCUCCAAGUGACACAGGAUACCAGAGGAAGAGAGAACAGACGUAAAACAGUCAGCCUGGGAAAUACACUCUGAAAGGACAAAAGUUCAUCACAAAAUUUCAAUAAUUAUUAAUGUGAAAGAUUUAAAAACUGUGUAUUUCAGGCAUUAAUCCUGCUUUAGGUUUAACAUUUUAGUUCUAUAAAGGCAUGUUUUAUCGGAAUAAAUGUAGAUAUUUUCCCACCAUAAAUUUAAAAUGUUAUUUUUUUAUUUGCACACUCACAAAAUAAAUGCAUGAAAGUUUAAGUGAAUAUGUUUCCAUCGCUGUUAGAGGGAUUAAACAUAAAAUAUAUGUUCAUACAGUCAAUAAAAAUGAAUCCUUCUAUUUUAAACAUGAUCAGAAAUGGUUAAACUUCUAUUGUUGGAAUAAACUGAAGAUUUAUUUAAAAAAUAAAUGAGUACAAU
Molecule: messenger RNA, 1181 nt
Organism: Nothobranchius furzeri (turquoise killifish)
Lineage: Eukaryota; Metazoa; Chordata; Actinopteri; Cyprinodontiformes; Nothobranchiidae
Product: protein phosphatase 1 regulatory subunit 12B
Cellular component (GO): cytoplasm
Molecular function (GO): phosphatase regulator activity; protein kinase binding; enzyme inhibitor activity
Source: RefSeq, a predicted model, not a curated record